UAUCUCCACGGAGGAGCUUAUUUGUAUGUGGUCCUAUGUUCUCAUUUCCAUACUUGUUUGCCGAUAAGUUAAUUAUUAACAGCCUAAUGGACCCUUGUACACAUCGUGAUCCAGUCGCCCAGCUUUCCAAGAAAACUGGUGCCCCCGUUUUGUCGGUGCGAUACCGUCUUGCGCCGCAGCACCCUUUCCCCUCCGCCCUAGUCGAUGCUUUGGUCGCGUACUUGACUCUCAUCGCUCCGCCGCCAGGUUCUUUUCAUGCACCCGUUCCUGCAAGCAAAAUCAUCCUUUCGGGUGACUCUGCGGGAGGGAAUCUAUGCCUUGUACUUCUACAGACAAUUUUGACGCUGCGCCGCGUCUCCCCAACUGUCCGCUUCCAUGGGCAAGAGACCUUGGUCGAACUCCCCGCCGGAUUAGCCAUGAGCUCACCAUGGUGCGAUAUCACGCGGUCUAUGCCCUCCGUCGUUGAUAAUGCGCUAUACGACUAUCUUGCGCCACCGUCCCAGGUCCCUGAAACGCUCUUCCAGCCCCCCAGAGUUCCUGCCGACAGCGUCUGGCCCCGCAACCCGCCGCGAGUCGAUCUUUAUGCCAACGCCGACGCCAUCAUCCAUCCUCUAGUAUCCCCGCUAGCUGCUCGCAAAGAACUCUGGAAAGACUCCCCACCGAUUUACAUGAACAUGGGAGAAGAGGGUCUUGCAGACGAAGGCCUCAUACUUGCUCGCAAAAUGCACCAAGUUGGGGUUCCUGUUGUCGUGGAACAGUUCGAGGGCAUGCCGCACUGUUUCGGUCUCAUCAUGAUUAAGACGCCGGCUGGAAAGCGCUUCUUUGACGGGAUGUCUAAAUUCUGCAAUGAUGUGGUUGCCGGUCGUGUUGGGUCACCUGGCAAUUUGACCUACAUCGGGUAUAAAUUACGGUCGACUCGUGAGAUCCCGUUGGAUAAGGCCGUUUCCUUGACGGACGAGGAGGUCGAUGAGCGGUUACGCAAGACCGCGCAAUGGCGGAUUGAGGGGGAGAAGGAGCUACAGAAACAGUAUUCGGAGAAAGCGAAGUUGUAAAUUGUUCGCUUCUCAUUACUUAUAUAUAUGGUCGUUGAGUCUCAUUCUCGAUCUUGACUCUUUGGUUUGCACAUACCCCCCCCCCCGGCGGAGUUGUUUGCUCGUUUUGGCGUCCGAGUGUUUUCUUUUACUUUCUUUGCUUAUAUUUUCUCUUUUUAUUCUCUAUUUGAUAAAGUCCAUAUGUGAUCCACUUAUAUAGUAUGGAUGUACAUACCACGUGGGUGACGCUGUGUCGAAUGUCGUAUCUCGUUAUCUCGAUAAGAUUAGAUUAAAUGAGCCACUACAUACUUUCUCCA
Aspergillus alliaceus is the source of this 1348-nucleotide messenger RNA. Its product is annotated as Alpha/Beta hydrolase protein. The transcript has a single exon. Gene Ontology annotation, molecular function: hydrolase activity. The record is from RefSeq and is a predicted model, not a curated record. Lineage: Eukaryota; Fungi; Ascomycota; Eurotiomycetes; Eurotiales; Aspergillaceae. Bases 36 to 1052 code for a protein of 338 amino acids.